UGGACCCAGUGUGCAGGCCUGGGGCUGUGAGUCCUGCCCUCCCGGUCCCGCUUAACCGGGUCACAGCGAGUGUCGGGCUGGGUUCUGAGGACGCAGGAGGGAGAGUGGCCGGGGCCGGGAGUGGAGGGCUGCUCGGGGCGCGACUGCCCUGCGGCCCGGUUUGCCGGUGCGGCCCUCCUCGGCCCCGCUGAGCUGUGCGCUUACUUAGAAAUCGCCUAGAUGGGAAAUUUUCUACGGCGUGGCUUUUACCACAGUGAAAAAGGGCCUCAGCCUCUCCCCAGGCGUCUCCGGGACCCAGCUGGGUCCAACACCUGGGGCAGGGAGGCCAACGCUAGGACCGAGCCGGGUACCAAACAGGACUCAGCGGGUCGCGAGGAUGGACGCUGGGAAACUGCGACCGAGUGAGAUCUAUCCUGCGCAGGCGCCGUCGCCUGGUUACCUAGGACGCGGUUGCCUGGAGACGCAAGACUCCGUUGCCUGGAAACAGCGGGGCGCCUUGCACUGAGACGCUGAAGGUCGGAGCAGAGACCCGCGCUCGGACCAUGGCAGCGCGCCAGAAGGACAAAGUGGCCCGGGACGAGGUUCACCAGAACCAGAUCUUGCGGGAACUGUACCUCAAAGAGCUCCGCACUCAGAAGCUGUACACGCAGUACCACGUGAGCCCCCUGCGCAAGGUUCACACCAUCACCAGAAAGCCCAUGUCUUGGCAUGAUAACCUGGAGGAACCUGCAGAUGCCAGGUUUCUGAAUCUCAUCCACCACGCCGCUCAGGGACCAAGGAAGAAAUAUUCCGAGACCCAGACGGAAAGCCAGGAGAUCGGAUGGGACUCAGAGCCCUUGGUCAGCCCAGACCGCCAAGACCGCAGGCUGAACCACUUCCGGGUGUACAAUGACAUCACUCUGUACAAGGCUAAGAUGUGGAGCUUGGGAGAAGAGGAUCACCGCAAGUAGGGUCCCAGCCACUCAUCCUGGAAACCCCAAGGGCGCACUGUCCAGGGAAAUGAAUGUUUCUUUUGUUAAACAAUAAAAUUAUAACACUUGUUAUUUUA
Messenger RNA from Heterocephalus glaber (naked mole-rat), 1048 nucleotides. It is a transcript of the gene Cfap144, whose product is annotated as cilia and flagella associated protein 144. The record is from RefSeq and is a predicted model, not a curated record. Gene Ontology annotation, cellular component: ciliary base. NCBI's taxonomy places the organism in Eukaryota, Metazoa, Chordata, Mammalia, Rodentia, Bathyergidae.